Molecule: messenger RNA, 1666 nt
Organism: Impatiens glandulifera
Lineage: Eukaryota; Viridiplantae; Streptophyta; Magnoliopsida; Ericales; Balsaminaceae
Product: zinc finger CCCH domain-containing protein 29-like
Exons: 2
Coding region: 121-1578 (485 amino acids)
Molecular function (GO): metal ion binding; protein binding
Source: RefSeq, a predicted model, not a curated record
CCCGCCCACCCUUACUACAAAUACUCAACCAUCUUUCCUUACAUUCUUCUAAUCAUUCUUCAAUUUUUAUCAAGACUUGGGAACUCAAAGCACUUACUAACUAAGGGGUUUGUAGACGACAUGGGGGUUGAAUUGCUUGAACUUUGUUCUAUGGACAAUCUUUUCGAAUUCAAAUCGGCAAUUGAAGAAAAGGGUUUUGAUAUUGAUGGCUCAAGUCUUUGGUAUGGAAGGCGAAUUAUUAGGUCAAGAACAACUAGCAUGGCUUUUGAGGAAAGGACCCCUCUCAUGAUCGCUUCCUUAUACGGGAGCCUCUCCGUAUUGAACUACAUAAUCUCAACUCGAAAAGUUGACGUAUCUCGCCCUCACGGUUCUGACAGAGCCACCCCGUUGCAUUGCGCAGCCGUUAGCGGAUUGGAUUCGUCUCUCAAUGUUGUUGAGCUCUUACUCGCUUCUUCAGCCGACGUCAACGCGACCAAUGCGAAUGGUGACACUCCUGGAGACUUGAUUGCUCCCAAAUUGAAAUCCACGGAUCAUUCCAAACGGAAGAAGCUAGAGUCGAUGUUAAUUACAAGAGGCUCGAUACCAGAGAAGAAAGAGUACGCCUUGUUGCCAGAUAUAAACGUGGGUUUGUAUGGGACCGAUGAAUUUAGGAUGUACUCUUUCAAGGUGAAGCCUUGCUCAAGGGCAUACUCUCACGAUUGGACCGAGUGUCCAUUCGUACAUCCUGGCGAGAAUGCCAGGAGGCGAGACCCGAGGAAACACCAAUAUAGUUGUGUCCCUUGCCCUGAAUUCCGUAAGGGGAGUUGUUGUAAAGCUGACAAUUGUGAGUACGCACACGGGGUUUUUGAGUCUUGGCUACACCCGGCUCAGUAUAGAACCAGGCUUUGUAAGGACGAGGUUGGUUGCUCCCGGAAGGUAUGUUUCUUCGCACACAAGGUCGAUGAGUUGCGCCCGGUUUAUGCUUCCACGGGCUCUGGAAUACCGUCUCCAACGAGUUCGAUCGACGUGACGAUAUCGAGUUCUCCGCCCAUGGUUGGAACAGGAAGCAUGUGGCCGAGACCAAAUAGCCAUCAGCUCAAGACUUCUAUGAGUGGUCGAGACCUAGAAUUGGAGAUGGAAUUACUCAGUUUCGAGACCUUACGCAACCAACAACAAAGACGACAAUUGAUGAACGAGUACAACAGGAUAAACGGAUCCAUCGGAUUCAACCAACUGCAAUCUCCAUACGCAUUGAGUUUAAAAUCGGCUUCUUUUGCAAACCGUAGUCAAAGUUUCAUCGACAGAGCCGGAUCUGGAGCCAUGGCCAACCCGAAUUGGAGCUCGCCAGAUGGGAAAUUAGAUUGGGGAUAUAAGGGUGAAGAUUUGAAUAAGCUAAAGAAAUCUGCAUCUUUCAGUUACAGAAAUGGAAACAACACAGCAAAAGUGGCGAUGAUGGGGCCACCUCCGGGCAUUAACGAACAGAUCAUGUCUAGGGUUCGUUCUUCAUAUAAUCCGAAACUGGAUGAUGGAGGUGUUCAUGAUGAGCUUCCUCCAUGGUUUGAGCAGUUUUACAUAGAGCAAGAGCAAGUGGUCGCAUAAUCCGAAGAUCUGCAACUCUUUCUCAAGAUUAUCUACAAAUUCUCAAUGUGACAUAAAUAAUAAUAAUAAAAUAAAGAGGUUUUUCAUU